CCCCGGUCUCUCUCCCGGCCGGCCCUGGGGGUCCCCGGCCUCUCUCCCGGCCGGCCCUGGGGGUUCACUGCUCCCUCUGCCCCCAGGCUCAGCUUGCCCGAGCGCUGUUUGACAACGUGGCCGAGUGCCCGGAGGAGCUCUCCUUCCGCCGGGGGGACCUGAUGCUGGUGCUGCAGCCCGAGGUGCCCGGCCUGGCCGGCUGGCACCUCUGCUCGCUGCACGGGCAGCAGGGCAUCGUCCCAGCCAACCGUGUCCGCAUCCUGCCCGAGCCGGGGCCCCCCGACCUCUCUCCGGCGCCCCGCAAGGAGAGCGCGCCAGCUGCCCUCUACGACCCGCCCCGGGGCCAGAGGAGGAGCAGCGCAGGGCAGAAGGAGGAGCAGCAGGAGGUGUAUGUGGUGCCCCCACCCACCCGGCCGUGCCCGACUCCCUGUGAUGAUAUCUACAAGGUGCCCCGUGCCACCUGGAGAGACAGGGACCCCAGUGAGGUCUAUGAUGUCCCCUGCUCCCUCCUGCGGGACGCCCCCCUCUCCGACACCUAUGACACCCCCUCGCCCUUCCCCAAGCAGGCGGCAGAGCCGGACGCCGACCCCUACAAUGUGCCCCCCCCGGCCAAGCUGCCCCCUGGCCAGGAGGAGGAAGAGGAGGAGGAGGGAUGGGAGGAAGAACCAGCCCCUGUCUACGCCACCCCCUCCAACCUGUGCCGGGUAUCCGCCCUGCUCAACCUGUACGAGUCGCCUGAGGAGCUGCUAGGGGGGGAGUACGACCUGCCGGGCCCCCCCCCGCCGGAGACAGCCCUGGGGGGACUGAGCCUGGGCGAGGCGGGGGGUGCGGGCGGGCGUCCCCGGCUGCCCUCAGCCGAGAGCCUCUCGCGCCGCCCCCUGCCCGCCCUGCCCUCGCCCGGCGCCCCCCGCAAGGGCAGCAUUCAGGACCGGCCGCUGCCCCCGCCCCCGCCCCGCCUGGGGGGGCUGGCUGGGGGGCCGGACGAGGGGGCGGGGGAUGGGCACAGCGAAUACGAGGGGAUCCGACUGGCGGAGGAAUACGACUACGUCCACCUCAAGGGGACAGACAGGCUCCAGCCCCCAGCUACAGACUGUGACCCCCCAGAGGAGGCGACCAGCCCCAGACCCCAACCAGAGACCCCCCUUUUGCUGGAGGAGGAAGAGGUACCUCCCAGCCCCGAGGACGCCCAGCUGCUGCAGUUCUACGCGGGCCAGUGCCGGACGCACUACGCCACCCUCCUGGCGGCCACGGAGGCCCUGCUGGCCAGCGCCGGGGCCAACCAGCCGCCGGGCGUCUUCGUGCCGCACGGGCGCUUCGUGCUGGUCACAGCGCACAAGCUGGUCUUCGUGGGCGACACGCUGGCACGCCAGGCGGCCUCAGCCCCCCUGCGGGCCCGGGUAGGGGCGGCCGCCGGCGCCCUGUGCCAGGCCCUCAAGGGGGCCGUGCUGUCGGUCAAGGGGGCGGCGCUGAGCUACCCCUCGGCCCCGGCCGCCCACCUGCUCCAGGAGCGCCUGGCCGAGCUCUCCCGGCGGGCCCUGGGCUUCACCAGUCUGCUCAGCACCCUGGCCCCCUCCUGACCCCCAGGACCUUUGACCUCUGACCCCCUGAUGCCAAUGAUCCUUGGGUGACCUCUGACCCCCUCCCCAGGGUCCUCUGUGCCAAAUAAACCCAUGACCUCUGACCCCUGACAAUUAGCCCUGUGUGGCCACUGGCCCCUUUCCCAUGACCUCUGACCCCCUGCCACUUGGCCCAUCUCACCUCUGACCCCUGUGCAUUGACCUCUGACAGUCCCAAAGCCUCCUAGCAAAUGAUCCCUAUGUGACCUCUGACCCCAAAGGCCCUAGCCAAACCAAUUGUGACCGCAGACCAAGGCCCUCCCACAUCCAGUGUCCUACUGCAGCCUCUGACCCCUGGCUAGUUCCCCCUAAGCCAAUGACACCGUGAGCCCUGGCCUUGACCUUUAGCCUCCCACAACUGAUCUCCGUUUCCCCCUUGACCUUUGCCGUCUGUCCCGCUUUGACCUGGGAGCCCCGUUACCUUCACCCUUGACCCCACCCAAGGGCUUCCCCUCCUGGCCUGCCCUCCCAACCAAAAAGCCCCUUGACCUGUGACCUCUGCCCCCAGUCCAGUUCCCGCCCCCCCAAAGCCCUGACCCACUUCAUAUGGGGGAAUCUUUGUAUUAUUUAUAUUUCAGGGUCUGGACUCAUGGAGGGUGGACGGGCCUCACCCCCCAACUCCGGGGACCCCAAAGUUGCUUGGGGGCAGGGCCGGCUCCAGGCAACAGCUUGUCAAGCAGGUGCUUGGGGCGGCCACUCCGGAGGGGGGGCGGCA
This is a messenger RNA of Terrapene triunguis (Three-toed box turtle), 2331 nucleotides long. RefSeq names its product embryonal Fyn-associated substrate (gene EFS). Gene Ontology annotation, biological process: cell migration; cell surface receptor protein tyrosine kinase signaling pathway. The record is from RefSeq and is a predicted model, not a curated record. Gene Ontology annotation, cellular component: plasma membrane; focal adhesion; cytoplasm. Gene Ontology annotation, molecular function: protein binding. The transcript has 5 exons. The coding region runs from base 162 to 1577 and encodes 471 amino acids. NCBI's taxonomy places the organism in Eukaryota, Metazoa, Chordata, Testudines, Emydidae.